AUGUCUCCCCCGCCAAAGGUGUCUUUGGAGCUGGGUGCGCAGUGGCAGACUUACAGCCUCUCUAGUCCCUCUCGUGCGAAUCUCUCCGAUCAGCACCGCUCCCCAGCCCCCCCUCUCGGAUACGGACAGAAGAUGGAGUCUGUUCUCAAUCCGGCUGUCGGUCUCAUUGAGAGUCUCUCUGCAGGUUGUGAGAACCCCAAGCCCUGUCGGUCUCAGCUCACCGUGUUGGAGUACGGAGAUUAUGAUGGAGACCCUGUUACCAAGGUGAUGCUGCAGCCUCUCACAGGUCGUACCCACCAACUGAGGGUUCACUGUGAGGCGGUAGGGCACCCCAUCGUAGGAGACCACACCUACAGCCUGGGAGAGGACAGCGCCCCCUAUCGCAUGAUGCUGCACGCACACCUCCUACACCUCCCUCUGGAGCCACUCCCCCUGCAGGCCGCCCCCCGACCCCUUCACCACGCCCACUGACCCCCGCUGGCGCCCGCAGCGCUGCCUCCCGGACUGUAGAGGGAGUCGUGGAGACCCUGCUGGAGCGCAGGGCGGCGGAGGAGAGGACAGAGCGGGAGGAGAGGAGGAGGCAGCAGGAGGAGAGGAGGAAGAGGUGGAGGGGGAGAGAGGAGAAUGAGGAGCAGAGGAGGAUGUGUCAGCAGUGGUUGUCUGAGUGGACCGAUGUCUGAAUUCUCCUUCUCCUCUUCAUCCUCAUCCCUUCUCCUCUUCCUCCCUAUCCCUUCUCCU
Oncorhynchus keta (chum salmon) is the source of this 738-nucleotide messenger RNA. RefSeq names its product RNA pseudouridylate synthase domain-containing protein 1-like. Gene Ontology annotation, molecular function: pseudouridine synthase activity; RNA binding. Gene Ontology annotation, biological process: pseudouridine synthesis. The transcript is spliced from 3 exons. Bases 1 to 471 code for a protein of 156 amino acids. NCBI's taxonomy places the organism in Eukaryota, Metazoa, Chordata, Actinopteri, Salmoniformes, Salmonidae. The record is from RefSeq and is a predicted model, not a curated record.